AUGGCCAACGAAAGGUCGCGCAGAGAUUCCUCUGAUCCGGCAGCAUUCAAGCAAGACGACCGUCUUGAUACAAAGCUCAUAGCAUAUAUCAAAGAGGAACAGACGUCAUCAGAUGAGUCGCGAGUAAAGCAGAAACCAGACACACGGCGCCAUAGAGCAUCAGUAGCAUGUACUUCGUGUCGAGAUCGACGCAUACGCUGCGUUGUACCUGCUGGUAAGAAAGCAUGUGUCCAGUGUGAGCGCUCGAGCACGCCUUGUAUCAUCAAAGACGACGAUGAAAGACGCAGACCUAUAUCACGCGCUUACGUUUACUCUCUUGUCGAAAGGGUUGCUCUGCUAGAGAAAAUACUUCGAGAUGAAGGCUUGACAGUGCCACAGCCCAACUACCCACCAGAAACACGACAACACUCUCGUCGAAGUGAACCCACCGUCUCUGCAGAUAAGAUAACCUCGUUUUCGUCUACGCCCCAAGACAGUUCCGUCUCGGACGAUCAUACAGCAUCAUCGCCAUGCUACUCUACCGUCGCUGUUCAAGAUGAGCAUCAGCCUCUGGUCACGAAGAAGCGAGCAUUAGCAGUUGUCGAUGCCGACCAUAGUAACUACCAAUGCAACAAGAAAAUGAGACAUGACAGUCUCAUCAUGUCAACGGACGUGAAGGAAGAAUCACCCGUCGAGGACACCCUUGCAUCCGCCAUUCAAUACGAUGAACCGUACAAUUUCAAUCAUACCGCGACAAUAACCCCACCAAUUCAGACUCCCUUUUGGCCAAUGGAAUAUGAUCACAACGGCGGUCUGACACUACUGCUUUCAGAAUCACAAGAGAGAGUUGUUGAGUAUCGCACAAGCACUCAGACAGAAGGGCAAUUACGAAUCUAG
Molecule: messenger RNA, 876 nt
Organism: Boeremia exigua
Lineage: Eukaryota; Fungi; Ascomycota; Dothideomycetes; Pleosporales; Didymellaceae
Exons: 4
Coding region: 1-876 (291 amino acids)
Biological process (GO): regulation of DNA-templated transcription
Molecular function (GO): DNA-binding transcription factor activity, RNA polymerase II-specific; zinc ion binding
Source: RefSeq, a predicted model, not a curated record